Silurus meridionalis is the source of this 5032-nucleotide messenger RNA. It is a transcript of the gene brinp1, whose product is annotated as bone morphogenetic protein/retinoic acid inducible neural-specific 1. Gene Ontology annotation, biological process: negative regulation of mitotic cell cycle; positive regulation of neuron differentiation. Bases 367 to 2664 code for a protein of 765 amino acids. The record is from RefSeq and is a predicted model, not a curated record. The transcript is spliced from 7 exons. Lineage: Eukaryota; Metazoa; Chordata; Actinopteri; Siluriformes; Siluridae.
ACGCCUCAUUAUCUGCCCUACUUUACCUUGAGAUUUGUUGAUGCCAAGGCAGGCACAGUGCAAUUUGCAUAUAUUUGCUCCCACUCUCUUGAAGAGCAGUAAUUAGAAAGCGCUUAGAUCCAUUUCACAAGGCGAGAGCCUGUGAGCUUCACCUGUCACGUGGGCCGCAAAGAAGCUCGGCUGCACAAUUGAAUUAGCAUCACCCAGUGUUUUUCGCAGCGCUCUAGCUAAUGGGAGGGAAAUCCGACGCAGCCCUGGGGUAUAAAAAAAACAACCUGUUGAACGCUAUUCUGCGAGAUGUCGGACUAAGGACGUGUCAUAGUCAGGAGCGAUUCAGGCGCCGACAGUGCGGCGUGGGCCGACCCCAUGCAGCUAGACUUAAUUGUACGCCGGUGCCUGGUGCUACCAGCUGCCCUGGUGAUGUUUUCAUUACAACGCCAACCUCAAAGCCCUUUCGGAAACGCACGCCGAUUGUUCGACACCUCCGGAAAACAUUCGCACGUCGCGCCCGAGCCAUGCAGAGCUCUUCUAGGCCGGAAACUAACAAGGCGGCAUGAGGGCCUGGAUAAGGAGGGGAUUAUCUUAUUCACUUGCAGGGAGUUUGCGCGUUGGAAGGUGAGGAACACAGCCAUUGAGCGGCGGGAUCUGAUCCGCAAUCCCGUGCCUCUCAUGCCCGAGUUCCAGCGAAGUAUGAGGCUUCUGGGACGGCGUCCGUCCACGCAGCACUUCAUCGACACCAUCAUCAAAAAAUAUGGCACUCACAUCCUCAUCUCAGCCACGCUUGGAGGUGAGGAGGCUCUCACCAUGUACAUGGCGAAGAACAAGCUGGACCGGAAGAUGGUGAACGCCACGCAGGGGGUGGAGGCGCUGCACCAGCUCGCUUCGUCUUACUUCAUCGACCGAGAUGGCACCAUGCGCAAACUCCACGAGAUCCAGAUCUCCACCAAUGCCAUCAAAGUCACAGAAACGAGAACCGGCCCUCUGGGAUGCAGCACCUACGAUAACCUGGACUCGGUGAGCUCGGUGCUGCUGCAGAGUCCUGAGAGCAAACUACACCUGCAAGGUCUCCAGGUGAUUCUCCCCGAAUACCUGCAGGAGAAGUUUGUGCAGUCUGCUCUAAGCUACAUCAUGUGUAAUGGUGAGGGAGAGUACGUGUGCCGCAGCAACCAGUGCAUCUGUCAGUGUGCUGAUGAAUUCCCCCAAUGCAACUGUCCCACCACCGACCUGCAGAUCAUGGAGAACACGCUCCGGGGGAUGGCCGAGUCCUGGGCUGCUUCAUACAAGGACUUUGAGAACUCAGAUGAGUUCAAGUCAUUCCUGAAGCGUCUGCCCUCCACACACUUCCUGCCGGUGAGCAGUGUGCACUUGCUGUGGGGGAGCGACUGGGACCUGCAGGCUCGUUACCGGCUGCUCCAGAGCUCCCUCGAGGUCCUGAGGCUGAAGAUUCAGCGCACGGCACGUAAACUGUUCAGCCUCAGCAUCCGAUGUCACCACAACCCCAACCAUCAGAUGCCUAGAGAGAGAUCUGUUCUGCAGUGGCUGAACCGGGUGCAGUCAUUUCUCUACUGCAAUGAAAAUGGCUUCUGGGGCACCUUCUUGGAGAGCCAGCGUACCUGCGUGUGCCACACGGGCAUCACCCUGUGCCAGCGUCCGAUCCCGUGCGUGAUUGGUGGCAACAACAGCUGCGCCAUGUGCAGCCUGGCUAAUAUCUCUCAAUGCGGCUCAUGCAACAAGGGCUACAAGCUGUACCGCGGCCGCUGCGAGCCGCAAAACGUGGACUCGGAACGCAGCGAGCAGUUCAUCAGCUUCGAGACAGAUCUAGACUUUCAGGACCUGGAGCUGAAGUACCUGUUGCAGAAGAUGGACUCCCGCUUGUUCAUCCACACCACCUUCAUCAGCAACGAGGUGCGCCUGGAGACCUUCUUCGACCCGCGCUGGCGCAAACGCAUGUCCCUGACGCUGAAGAGCAACAAGAACCGCAUGGACUACCUGCACAUGAUGGUGGGCUUGUCCAUGAAGAUUUGCCAGAUGCGCAACAGCAGCAUGGACCCCAUGUUCUUUGUUUAUGUCAACCCGUUCAGUGGAAGCCACUCGGAAGGGUGGAGCAUGCCAUUCGGUGAACACGGAUACCCUCGCUGGGAGAAGUUACGGCUCCAGAACUCGCAAUGUUUCAACUGGACCCUGAUGCUUGGCAACCGAUGGAAAACCUUCUUCGAGACCGUCCACAUCUACCUGCGCAGUCGUGCCAAGGUGCCCACGGUCCUACGCAAUGACACCGGCCAUGGCCCCGUGGACCUCUCCGACCCCAACAAGCGACAGAUCUACAUCAAGAUCUCCGACAUCCAGGUGUUCGGCUACAGCUUACGCUUCAACUCCGACCUUCUCCGGAGUGCCGUCCAGCAAGUCAACCAGUCAUACACACAGGGGACGCAGUUUUACUCAUCCUCGUCCAUCAUGCUUCUGCUGCUGGACAUCAGGGAUAGGAUUAACCGCCUGGCCCCUCCGGCGGCACCCGGGAAACCCCAGCUAGACCUUUUCUCCUGUAUGCUCAAGCACCGACUGAAGCUUAACAACAGCGAGAUGAUUCGAGUCAAUCAUGCCCUGGACAUGUAUAAUACCGAGAUCUUGAAACAGUCGGACCACCUGACUACCAAACUCUGUUGAAAGUUCAGCGUUAAGGAACAAGUGAAUUUACUUCAGAGAGACACAAAGGAUUCUUUUUAUUUCCCUUUCCUUUAGGACUUUUUUUUUUUUUGCUUUUUUUGAUGUACUUAUUAACAACUUUGUAAGUGUAAUUGUUAAAUAAGAAACAAAAAAAAUUACAGAGAUAAAGCCUUUUAGUUCACUGCAGAAGAAAGAAAAAAAAAUGAACAUGACUGUACCAUAUUUGUCCGAGCAUGUCUGUCACAUCCAAAUGGAGCAUUAAAAAAAAAAAAAAAAGUACAUACAGUAUAUAAUAUAUAAAUAUAUGAAUAAAUUCAACAUCCAAUGAUGACAAAGAGGCCUUGAUAUUACUCAGAGGGAACAAAGGUCCAUCUGAAACUGCCAUUCUUUACCGCGUAACAUGUUUUUAAUAACCGAUUAGUGAUCCUUUCAAUUUGACGACUUGCAACGUACGGAACGUUUUGCUAGUCUUAGCUUAGCCGUUGAAGGACGACAGGAAGUCGUUAUCUGUACAGCGUUCCUGCAUAUUCUUUGCUCGAUCAUCCCUCUGAGUGUGCUUGGCAUGAUGUAAGGCAGUAUAGAAAACAUUCUCUCACUCAAAAACAAUGUUUAUAGCCUCCGUUUUGUUUGAUGCUAAUCACUGUUUGCUAGUCACUCAUGGCAUAUUUACAUUUUGAUUUUAUUUAUUUAAAUUUUUUAUUUUUUUCUUCCCCUCUCAUAUUGAGCAAAAGCUGAACCUGCAGCUUUUUUUAUGACUUUUUUUUUCCCCUGGACCUGAUUAUACCAAGUAUACGUGCUCUAAAGGUGAACAAUCGAUUCUAACACACACACACACACACACACACACACACACACACACACACACACACAAAGUAAAAAAAAAAUCAGCCUGUAACUGCUGACAUGUUCAGAAUUUUUUUAAUUAUGAAUUUUUUUUUUUUUAUAUUAUGAUUGCGAUUGUUUUCGAGUGCUGAGGUCGAACAAUUUCGAGUCGGUUACACGUGCAAGAGACGACAUAAAGCCAUAAUUCCCAGGGGAAUGAAAAAUAAAGAUAGGCUUGUACACAUUUAUUUUGAGAAUUAAUUCCUAUACAUGAGUUUGUAUAGUUUUUGCUUUUUUCUUUCUAUUAAAAAAAAAAUAAAUAGUCGUCCUCACUCGGAUAGGAAUACGACGAAGAUGACGGAGUGCUGCUGCGUAUUCCUGAAGCCAGAUGUAGAGUCAGUGUAAACGUUCAUGUUGUGUUCAGCUUCGUAAUCGAAUAAUGUAUAAUGUGCGCUUCUUUCUUUCUUUCUUUCUUUCUUUCUUUCUUUCUUUCUUUCUUUCUUUCUUUCUUUCUUUCUUUCUUUCUAUCUUUCUUUCUUUUUAUUUGGAAAAUGUUCCCUUUUUGUGCAUUUGUAGUCGAGAUUCUGUCUAUUUGAUCCCCAUGUCAUCCUGAGGAUUCAGAUUAUUAUUAUUAUUAUUAUUAUUAUUAUUAUUAUUAUUAUUAUUAUUACUAUUAGCAUUCAGUCUUAUUAAGUGCCUGCUACCUAUCCCUUUAACCAUUUUCCAAAAGGUUUCAUUGCAUUUUAUUUGCAUAAACUACUCCUUUCCCCCGAUCUUGUCUUUUUUUUUUUUUUUUUUUUUUUUUUGGGUCCAUCAGUACUGAAAAAGGGCAGACAGGAAGUUCGGUUCAUCCUCGCUGUAUUUUGCAUGUAUUUAAAGGAGCCUUGAGUCUCCUCCCUCGCGGAAAACACUUAAGAUGUAUAUUAAAUAUGUAAAUAGCUGCAUUGCCUUGUUAUAGCCAUACAAAUCGAAAGCUUUUCUUAGGUACACCGCCAUUUUAUUUUUUUUUACAGCCACGGCAACUCGAGCACAAGAUAACGGAAGGAUCGCGAGCCCCCCAACCCCGGUUAAUUUAUAUUUUUUCUUGCGCAGGAUGAAGAAGAUGAAAAAUAACAAGAGAAAUCACCAGCCGGUGCCGAACGCCACCCGAACCCUAACACCCUCCUCCCACCUCCCCGUCCGUCCCCCACCUCCCGCCGCAUACAAGCACAUGCGCUGUCCUUUCUUACGCCUUUUACAGAACGACAUGUGGGACUCGGGUCGUGCCGUCCGGUACGUCUGAUGAUGGGUCUGAUUGGCAAACAGCUUUCACUACCUUGUCUGUGUAAUUUCUGCUGUUCUGUUGGGAAAAAAAGAGAGAAAAAAAUAUAAUCAGCUUUCUUCAAAUGAAUGUUUCAUAUAAUAAUCUAUUUCUCAUUAAAAAUGCUAUAUUUAAUAAGAAGAGCCAUGCUUGUCUCUACCACUUCCCAGCAAGGUUUUCAUUGAUUGAUUGAUUGAUUGCUUUCUCUUUAAUUGAAUUAAUUCUAUUUGGGUCCUUAUUAGUGCU